Molecule: messenger RNA, 3490 nt
Organism: Xenopus laevis (African clawed frog)
Lineage: Eukaryota; Metazoa; Chordata; Amphibia; Anura; Pipidae
Gene: kmt5c.S
Product: lysine (K)-specific methyltransferase 5C S homeolog
Exons: 9
Coding region: 199-2682 (827 amino acids)
Biological process (GO): chromatin remodeling
Cellular component (GO): nucleus; chromosome
Molecular function (GO): histone H4K20 methyltransferase activity; histone H4K20 monomethyltransferase activity; histone H4K20me methyltransferase activity
Source: RefSeq, a predicted model, not a curated record
AUUUGUACUGCGUCAUCACGUUUAUACGCUCACGUCUCAUCUCGCGAGACUGAGACGAAACGCUGGGCAGAGCUGACCUGCUGGAGUGGAGGAGUUCGACAUUUAAACGGCGUUCCGGGGCCGCGGGCUGUGUUAUGAACAGUGGGAGUGUUGGGCGGUACGAUAUAGGAACAGCAUGGUCGAAAGCUUGCGCAUACUAUGGGUUCAAAUCGGUUGACGGCAAGAGAACUGUGUGAGAAUGAUGACCUCGCGACUAGUUUGGUGCUUGACCCUUACCUGGGGUUUAGGACUCACAAAAUGAAUGUCAGCGCUAUGCCCACGAUAAGAAGGCAGCAUCACCUGAGAGAGGCUCUGCAAACAUUCCAUAAGAAAAAGGACCCAGAAGCUGCGUAUCAGUCACUAACAGCAGGAGAAUGGGCUCGUCAUUACUUCCACAGCCGUUCCCGACAACAAGAGAGUCUUCUCAAGGCACAUAUAUUCCGAUAUCUCCGGAUGUUUCUUCCAGAGAGUGGGUUCAUGAUUCUUUCCUGUAGUCGGUACUCUCUAGAAACCAACGGCGCAAAAGUUGUCUCCACGAAAUCAUGGUCAAAGAAUGAAAAGAUCGAACUCCUGGUGGGAUGCAUUGCUGAACUAAGCAAAGCAGAUGAGACCCUCCUUCGCUUUGGAGAUAAUGAUUUUAGCGUCAUGUACUCCACUCGGAAAAAGUGUGCACAGCUCUGGUUAGGGCCUGCUGCCUUUAUCAACCACGACUGUCGGCCAAACUGCAAGUUUGUACCAACAGAUGGAAACGCCGCGUGCGUAAAGGUUCUCAGGGAAAUCAAAUCCGGUGAAGAGAUCACAUGCUUCUACGGAGAUAGCUUUUUUGGAGAGAAAAAUGAACAGUGUGAAUGUUGCACUUGUGAAAGAAAAGGGGAGGGUGCUUUUAAGCAGCAAAAAACAGAGCAGACAGUAUCUACCUCAUUAGAAAAAUACCAGCUCCGUGAGACAGAUGGUCGUUUGAAGAGACUCCGCGAGAGUGCCUGCAAACAAUCCCAUCAAGUAACUACAAAGAAAAAGAAGCGUCCACAGGGUUCAAAAGUUAGACUAGCGCUCAGACUGAGAAGGAUUCCACCAUCCCGAAGAAAGAGAGUUUUCUAUCGAAGACUACGGACUCUUGCUUCCUCUCAUUUUUAUUCAUCUAGCCUAGCUAAGCACAUUUCCUUCAAGCCUGUGAAGAUUGCACUGCCCCGGGGUACUGUUUUAAGGGACGUGCGUAUCAUUUUGCAUAACUGCAAAAGAUGUAACAUGGCUUCCCGCUCUAAAAGCCAGCAUGAGGGGAAAUGCUGUAAACUAGGAAAGGUACCUUUGGUGUCCAUUCUCCGGGAAGACCUCAGUCCUGAAAAGCUAAAAUUUAGACUAAUCUGCCCUCCCACCAUUCAGACAGCUAAUAUAGAGUGCAAUGCCAAAGAUCGCUCUUUGCCUGAAGCAGGAAGCAUCAACAUGGAGCCAAUCACAACAGCCGAAGUGUGUGAACACGUGUCUUUCUCCCCUCUGCCGAGUCACAACGGAGAUGAAGACUCUUUCUAUGAGCCCGAAAUCCCCGGAUCAUUGUUGGGGCCUGAAAGUCCAUCUUCUGUUCUUGAAAGCGGUUCAGAAGAUGGACUUUCAGGCCCCAACAACGAUGAACCCAUUUCCAACAACUUAAACAUGGAAUGUCCUCCUCUUGAGCCUAUUGUUAAAGACACCGUGUAUCCUUAUGAUGGCAGUAAAAUGUCAGUGUCGCAUCUUCAUGCACUUAAACAGUUUGGGAUAACACGUUAUAUUAAAGUCGAUCUGAGGAAACAUGUCGAUUUACAAUCCGAAAAGUCUCAGCCUGAUAAAAGUUCAUCGGCAGCAAAUAGGAAACUGAAUCCUAAUCAUAUUCAUUCUCAUCAACCUCUUCGUUCAGACGACCACCUUCUGGCUAAUUUGAAUGCCAAAGCACAGAAUAAAGUCGUACUAAGAAAAGACGUCGCUUUAGAAUCUGAAAAGCCUCGGCCUGAUAAAAGUUCAUCGGCAACAAAUAGGAAACCAAACCUUAAUCAUAUUCAUUCUCAACUCCCUAUUCGUUCAGACGACCACCUUCCGGCUAAUUUCAAUACCGAAGCACAGAAUAACACCGUAGUAAGCCCAACUGCAAAGACGCCAAUAAGCGAAGCCUUAAACGGGUCACCAGAUCGUAAAGUUUCCUCUUUAAGAUCCAGAUCGGUAACAUUUAGAGAGACUUCAGACAACAAGAUCACCCUAUUUAAAAGGAGACGCAGUUCUGUUAAGCCAGGGGUACAAUGUGUAAAACUGAACGGACAUGUUAAAUUGACAGGUCAGAUUGUUUAUAGUAAACUCGAUCCGCCCACUAAGGCUGUAGCCAAGCACCUCACUCACACAAUGCACUCUGACCCUAAACUGUUGCUAAAGCCAUACGUCCAGUUGGGAAUCAACAACAAUUUAAAGAGGUCGUCAUUUACUGGACUAGCCCACAGCAAGGUUUUAACAGAGGAAGCCGUUAAAUUACACAACCCCCCGGCAUCAAAGCCGUCGACGGUAGGCGCAAAGAAAAAUGUGGCGUUUAACCCAUUCACCCCCUCCAAAAGACUGCGGCUGGUGGUCAGCCUUGGGUCUAUUGCUCUAGACAUGGCAUCCACGUCGAGUGAAGAAACCAAUUAAGAAGACCAAGGAGUUCUUUAACCAAAUAAGUAAAUGUUUGUGAGCAGUUGGGAAGGGUGAUGGCUAGGCCUUAGAUAGAAAGCUGCUUUGUCUCACCCACCUGCCCUUUUUUCUUCAAUAUUUUGAUUGGGUGCUACUGUUCAUUCCCCCUCUUUGUGUUUCAUAUGACUUCUAGCAUAGUAACUCAGCUGCAUUGGCUUAUUUUAAAGGAGAAGGAAAGCCACCAAAGCAGUUUAUUGCCAAUAGAUUAGCCUCGAUAGUGCAAGCUAUAAUGCUAUAUUUAUUCUGUAGAAUGCUUUACCAUACCUGAGUAAAGAGCUCUAGAAGCUCUUUGUUUGUUUAGGAUACAGCUGCCAUAUUAGCUUGUUUUGACAUCACUUCCUGCCUGAGUCUCUCCCUGCUCACUCAUAGCUCUGGGCUCAGAUCACAGCAGGAAUGGGACGAGGGGGCGGGGAGAGAGAAGCAAACUGAGCAUGCUCAAGCCCUAGCCCUGGAGGUUUAAGCUGAAAACAGGAAGUCUGAUUCAGAAGCCCAUGUGUACACAAUAGAAAGAAAGAAAUGUGGUGUUUCUUUUGACAGAGGACUCAGAGCGACAUUACUUUGAGGGUUUACUGGUGUAUUUAUAUAGACCUUUCUGAUAAAGCUUACUUACCUUUAGCCUUUCCUUCUCCUUUAAAGUUUAAUGCACCACUUUGCCUUAGUCUACAAAUCCUUCUGUACAUGUCCUCAAAGAAACCUCUUGUGUUGUCCUAGAGGUGUUUAGUUUUUUGUUUUUUUUUCUUCUCUUGUAAUACAGCCCUGUGCUUUG